This is a messenger RNA of Cannabis sativa, 2718 nucleotides long. RefSeq lists its product as uncharacterized. The coding region runs from base 150 to 2378 and encodes 742 amino acids. The record is from RefSeq and is a predicted model, not a curated record. The transcript is spliced from 6 exons. Lineage: Eukaryota; Viridiplantae; Streptophyta; Magnoliopsida; Rosales; Cannabaceae.
UUGGUUAAUUAGGUGGAGAAUUUUGAUUGGUUGAAAACUACUAUAAAUAUAUAGGAGUUGUAGCUCCAUAGGUGUUUCUCAUAAUUAUCUUUCUUCCAAAUUAUAUAUCCAAGACUUGGCAAGGCUUCGAUUCUACACAUCCACAAGGUAUGGAAAAUGAGAAGAGUAGCAUCGCUUUCUUCACAACUUAUAGACCCCCGGUACCAUUGGACAUAUACUCACAAUAUAUAUCGAACAAAAAUCCUCAUGAGGUUCACAUGACUGAUGGUGUGUCCUAUAACUACAAUGGCCGACCUAUUCCAUCUAAUGCUCUUCAAACAAUUCAUAAACGCCUUUCUGGAGAUAGCGAAAACGAUGUUGAUAUCUCCUCGGGCUUGGUUUACGUAUCUGAAAGAAAAGGCAACCUCGAAACACUAUACAUAGCUCUUCACUAUAAUAAUAGUGAUUAUCCUGAAGUCGAAACCAUUGAUUUUGCUCAUGAAUUUGGGACCUUUGAUGGUAUUCGAAUGGAGGAUAGUGGUUGUAUUGCUGGUGAUUAUCUUGUUUAUGUCACAACUAAGGAUAAUCCUCACAAACGUCGUUUCCCAUGGACAUCAGUCUAUAAAACAAAUCUUAAGACUUCAGAAACUCAACGACUCACCCCACAGGGAAAAGCUGAUUUAAGUCCAUCAGUAUCACCAUCUGGAAAAAAGAUUGCAGUGGCAUCAUUUAAAGAACAAGGUUGGGAAGGGGAAAUUGAAGAUCUAAAAACAGAUAUUUAUGUGUUUAAUGUAGAUGGACCUGAUUUAGAUCGUAAGAUGGUUAUAAAGAAUGGUGGAUGGCCAACAUGGGGAAGUGAAAACAUUUUAUUUUUCCAUCGAAAGGUUGGAAACUAUUGGGGUGUGUUUAGAGCUGACAUUAGCAAUGGUUUUACAUCGGACACUCCUCGUGUUACUCCCGAAGGCUUUCAUGCAAUGACUCCAGCUGCCAUCGACGAAACCACUGUGGCCGUCGCAACUAUUCGCAAAGAAUCAAAAUUUGAUGAUACUGCUCGUUCGUUUGAACAAUAUCGACACAUUGAGGUUUUUCAUUAUCCAGCUACUUUGAAUCGAGAUCCCAUAAAAAUAACUCAAAGAACUAGACCAAAGGCCGACCACUUUAACCCUUUUGUGAUCGUGGAUGAGGGGGGAGAUCCCAAUAAAAUUGCUAUUGGUUACCAUCGUUGCAAGAGCGACAAUCUUAAUGUUCCUGAUUAUAAUAGUAUGGAAAGAAAAAUUAUCCAGCUUGACUGUCCACCUCCAAACGUAGACUUGUUUAGGGUUCAAGGAGUAUUUCCUUCAUUUUCGAGAGAUGGCUCGAGGCUUGCAUUUGUUGACAAUGAGUUCAUGAGAGUUUGGGUAGCUGACAAAGAUGGAUUGUAUAUGGUUUACCAGACCGAAGGCCCAGACAAUGUGUUUGGACCAGUUUGGAACCAAAUCGAUGGAAGAGAUGAGUUGUUUGUAUGCAAGGGACCAGCAUUUAAUGUAAACCAUGAAUUGGAUAUUUGUCGAUUGCCCAAUAUUAGGCAUCAUCAUCAUUUCCAAUCUAAAGACAUUAUCCAACUCACAAAUGGAUACAACAAUGCAUUUCCAUCACCUAGUCCAGAUGGAAAAAGAUUUGUUUUUCGAUCAGCAAGAGAUGGUGGAGAAGAUGGAUACAAAAAUCUAUACAUAAUGGAGAAUUCCCAGGUUGGGGAGUUCAAUAAUGGCAAAGUAACAAGACUAACGAAUGGGGCUUGGACUGACACACAUUGUCAGUGGUCUCCGAGUGGAGAUUGGAUCGUUUUCUCCUCAACUCGCGACAAGCCAAGUAAUGCUCCUCCGAGUGAUAAUGGUCUUGACCCAGGAUAUUUUGCAGUGUACUUAGUGAACGCGAAUACUCGCGUUGUGAUAAAAGUGUUAGGAAGUGGUGAUGAUUUCGCGGGUCAUGUAAACCAUCCCUUUUUCAGUCCUGAUGGAAAAAGAAUUGUUGUAACUGCAGAUCUUGCUGCGGUAUCUAUUGAUCCCAUCUCAUUGCCUCUUUUUACGCAUUCUGUUAGACCUUAUGGAGACAUAUUCAUCGUCGAGAUUGAUGAUAUCCUAAACAACAAUGAUGAGAAGAAUAGAGAUGAUGUGAUCUUUGUUCGUGUUACGCAUAGUAGGUUUGAGAAUGGCGCCGCUAGUUGGACGAAGUUCUCAAUAGGUGAUCCCAAUGAGUCAUGGAAGAAAUAUGUAGAGCAAUACGGGGAACACUCAAAGGGUAGACAACCCUCAUUAUGUCCUAUAAUACGUCCCCUAAUUGCAAAACCAUUGGGUCUUGAUGUUAAAGGUGAAAGUUGGCAUUUGACUGGCCAUCUUUGCAUUCGAGAUAGACGUUGUUGAUGAAUUAAUAUUGCAUGCAUGCAUGCAUGCCUUGUAGUACGUGUUCCUAUAUGUACACGAUCAUAUAAUAUUUGGUCGACCUUUUCAUUAUUGAAUAUAUAUAUAUAUAAAUCUCAUAAUAAUCUCUAUCAUAUUAGUAAUGCUAUGUCAUAUCAUUACUAAUAUAUAAGGGAAAUAAGGAAUAAUGGCUCACUUGAGUGUAUGUGUACUCAAGUGUAGUGUGUGUACGCAAACUUUGUUCUCUAUCUAUUGAGUCAUAUUAGUGUGUGUAAACUUUGUUUUCAUAUAUACGGAAGCUUUGUUGUGAUUUAUAUAAGUAUAAUAAUUUUCUUCUGUCCAA